GCCACUACCUUCGAACCAGCACUUAUAAAAAGAGGAUCGGUGCGGGUAAUUGGCAAUCAUUAUCACCAUCACAAAGCAUCAUCACAUAACACACACAAACAGAAAAAAAUGGCGAACCUCUCCAGUAUUCACAUUCUUCUCUUCUUCAUGCUCAUCACAAAUGGCAUUGUUGUUUCCGCCACCGUCUUCACUUUACAGAACAGUUGUCCUUACACCGUCUGGCCUGGAAUCCUCUCCGGCAACAGCAACACCCUCGGCGACGGCGGUUUUCCCCUCACUCCCGGCGCUUCCCAGCAGCUAACCGCUCCUCCGGGAUGGUCAGGCCGGUUCUGGGCUCGUACCGGCUGCAACUUCGACUCCUCCGGACACGGCAACUGCGUCACCGGAGACUGCGGCGGCGUUCUCAAAUGCAUCGGCGGCGGAGUUCCUCCAACCACUCUGGCCGAGUUCACCGUCGGAUCAGGCGUCUCCGGCAAGGACUUCUACGACGUGAGUCUCGUCGACGGUUACAACGUCGAGAUGGGGAUCAAACCGCAAGGAGGCUCCGGCGACUGCAAAUACGCAGGCUGCGUCGCCGACGUCAACAGUGUUUGCCCUAACGAGCUUCGGAUCGUGGAUCCGCGUACGGGAAUCAUCGCGGCGUGUAAGAGCGCUUGCGCGGCGUUUAAUUCGCCGGAGUUCUGUUGUACGGGUGCUCACUCGACGCCGCAAACUUGUUCUCCGACGCAUUACUCGGCCAUGUUUAAGAACGCUUGUCCUAGCGCUUACAGUUACGCCUAUGACGAUGCGACAAGUACUUUCACUUGUUCCGGGGCUAACUACUUGAUCACUUUCUGCCCUACCCGGUCUUGAACCGGAUAUUCGAUUUAGAUUCCGGUUGGGUUUGUCUUUUGUUUGUUAUGCACGGAAUGUUUUAUGACUUUGUACAUCUUCUUCUUAUUUAAAAAAAAAAAAAAGAUUUGUC
This is a messenger RNA of Raphanus sativus (radish), 964 nucleotides long. Its product is annotated as pathogenesis-related protein 5-like. The record is from RefSeq and is a predicted model, not a curated record. The transcript is spliced from 2 exons. Bases 109 to 852 code for a protein of 247 amino acids. Gene Ontology annotation, cellular component: extracellular region. NCBI's taxonomy places the organism in Eukaryota, Viridiplantae, Streptophyta, Magnoliopsida, Brassicales, Brassicaceae. Gene Ontology annotation, biological process: defense response.